GGCCGGGCCAGCGCUCCAGCCUGGUUGGCAGCUGCGGCGCAGAGUCCAGCCGCUGGUGCGCGGAGCGGUUCAGCGUCCUCGGAGCGGUUCGGUCCAGCCAUUCGCUCAGGCUCCCGGGCCCGGUGCGCGCGUGCGUGAGCGCGCCUGCGCCUCGGGGCUGCUGCAGGGAGAGGAGAGCGGCCAGGAGGACCCCUAUCCCCCCAGAAAUUACUCAAUGCUGAAACCUUUCAAAGUGAUCUUAGAGACGUUGGAAGCACCAUGGAUGGGUUUUAUGAUCAGCAAGUUCCUUUCAUGGUCCCAGGGAAAUCCCGAUCAGAGGAAUGCAGAGGGCGGCCUGUGAUUGAUAGAAAGAGGAAGUUUUUGGACACAGAUCUGGCUCAUGAUUCGGAAGAGUUGUUUCAGGAUCUCAGUCAACUUCAAGAGGCUUGGUUAGCUGAAGCACAAGUUCCUGAUGAUGAACAGUUUGUCCCAGAUUUUCAGUCUGAUAACUUGGUGCUUCAUGCCCCACCGCCAACCAAGAUCAAACGGGAGCUGCAUAGCCCCUCCUCCGAGCUGUCGUCCUGCAGCCACGAGCAAGCUCUUGGUGCUAACUAUGGAGAAAAGUGCCUCUACAACUAUUGUGCCUACGAUAGGAAGCCUCCCUCUGGGUUCAAGCCAUUAACCCCACCCACCACCCCCCUGUCCCCCACCCACCAGAACUCCCUGUUUCCCCCACCUCAGGCCACUCUGCCCACCUCAGCACAUGCCCCUGCAGCUGGCCCAGGCCAAGGUGUGGGCCCCGCCCCUACCCCUCAUUCACUUCCAGAACCUGGACCACAGCAGCAAACCUUCGCGGUCCCUCGGCCACCACAUCAGCCCCUGCAGAUGCCAAAGAUGAUGCCUGAAAACCAGUAUCCAACAGAACAGAGAUUUCAGAGACAGCUGUCUGAACCCUGCCACCCCUUCCCUGCUCAGUCAGGAGUUCCUGGAGAUAAUCGCCCCAAUUACCACCGGCAAAUGUCAGAGCCCAUUGUCCCUGCAGCCCCCCCACCCCCUCAGGGAUUCAAACAAGAGUACCACGACCCACUCUAUGAACACGGGGUCCCAGGCAUGCCCGGCCCCCCAGCGCAUGGAUUCCAGUCACCAAUGGGAAUCAAGCAGGAGCCUCGAGACUACUGCGUUGAUUCAGAAGUGCCUAACUGCCAGUCGUCCUACAUGAGAGGAGGGUAUUUCUCCAGCAGCCAUGAAGGUUUUCCCUAUGAAAAAGAUCCCCGGUUGUAUUUUGAUGACACCUGUGUUGUUCCUGAGAGACUAGAGGGCAAAGUAAAACAAGAGCCAACAAUGUACCGGGAGGGUCCCCCAUACCAGAGGAGAGGUUCUCUGCAGCUGUGGCAGUUCCUGGUUACCCUCUUGGAUGAUCCAGCCAACGCCCACUUCAUUGCCUGGACAGGCCGAGGCAUGGAGUUCAAGCUGAUAGAACCAGAGGAGGUUGCUCGGCGCUGGGGUAUCCAGAAGAACCGGCCUGCCAUGAACUAUGACAAGCUCAGCCGCUCUCUCCGCUAUUACUACGAAAAGGGCAUUAUGCAGAAGGUCGCUGGGGAGCGAUACGUCUACAAGUUUGUUUGCGACCCAGACGCCCUCUUCUCCAUGGCCUUCCCCGACAACCAGCGUCCGUUCCUGAAGGCGGAGUCCGAGUGCCACCUCAACGAGGAGGAAACCCUGCCUCUGACCCACUUUGAAGACAAUCCCGCUUACCUCCUUGACAUGGAUCGCUGUGGCAGCCUCCCCUACGCCGAGGGCUUCGCUUAUUAAGUUCCCGAGUGGCCGAGCAGCCAAACCCUAGAGCUAGCAGUUCCCAUUCAGGCAAAUGAGGGCAGUGGUUUUGUUCGUGUUUCUGGCUGUUCCUAACGCUUGCCCUUUGAGUGUGAGGUGGAGAGCCCAAGCUGUCUCUAGUGGCACCCAGACAGACCGAUGACCUUGGCCGGGGAGUGGGAACAGGGAGGCCCAGUUCUGAUCCUUACAAGGUCUCUGGGAAGAGCUUGACCUGGAACCUCCUUCCCAUGGACAAUAUAUGCAAAGCAAUACCUUGUUCAGGUUAGUCGCCCACCCACGGGCAAAGAGUGCGUGACAAUCUGCAUUUGAUCAUGGACUACUAAAUGCCUUUACACGGAAGGGCUCGGAUUUUGCACAAUUGAAGAAGAAAUCACACUUCCCCCUGCCCCCGGUCCCCCAGAACCAUAGGUAGGCUCAGUAGGGGAAGUCCCAACGAGGAAGGGUUCAAAAGGUAUCUUAAAAUGUGGAGAACUUUUCUGUCUCGAAUAGAGAAAUGCUUUCCCUCGGUCUUGAAAGGAAGGUGGGGUCAUCUAAACAGCUGUCCUCCGCGCCUUGGUUCAGCGAUAAACCCUUGCUAUUCUCGUGUGGGAAUCUGGCCAGGCUUAAGCCCCCUUUCUCUUCCCGGUAUCAGGGCUCCAUGUGAACGCUUUAAGCCUAGAAGGGUGAGGAACACUUCUGACAGUAUUUUGUUUUGCUUUGAUUCAGGGGAUUGUUUUGUUUUGGUGGUUGUUUAGGGGGGGAUAAACAGUUUAUAAACUGAUUUUUGUAGUUUUGGUAUUUAAAGCAAAAAAGUAUCACACACACACACACACACACACACACACACACACACACACACCUUUUGGUAACUGCACUGCAUCCUUUAGACAGGGCAGUGCUGACUUACGAAGACACUGCAGCUUGCAAGGGGCUUUGCUGGGGGCUGCCCCUGGGCCAUGAACAAGCCCACUUCAUUGCUUGCUUCGUGCUUUCUGCACCAGACAGCCUGAUGGCACAUUUGCACCUGAGUUGUACAUUUUUUAGGUGUGCCGGAGGCCUCCUGGGCACACCACUUAGAUUCUAUAUGUAUAGUUUCCCCUCGUUCAUUAACAUGCCCUCUCUGGAAAGCAUAUGUACAUAAUACAUGCCAUGUCCAUUUGCAACCUGUUAACCUGGUGGAACCCUUCGGGAUUCCUUCCUGGGCAUGAUGGAUGACAAUUUCCAUUUCAUCCAGUUUGUUUCGUUUUCCUCCUUUUCUUUAAUCCUUGGACUUUAAACCCUGCAUAUGAUUCAAUAGGGUUUGAGACUUUACAUGUGACACUGACUGAUAAAACAGUGCUAGCGUUUUAGUUUCCUGCCACCUUUUGAAAAAAAACAAAAAAAGUUUUGUUGAUUACUGUAUUAUAUUGGGAACAUUCUUGAAACAACCAAGCUAAAGCUACAUGAAAGUUGAGCUCCAAGUAGAGAGGGUGUUGGAACCUUGUCCUGCUCUGCUGAUAGAAUCCCGAGCACAGCCGCUUUUAGCACGGGUUUGAAAGGCUGUGCUAGUCUUCAGCACCCAAGGCCAGAGCUGACGAGGGGAGGUUAUGUGUAAGUCAGUGCUCUGAAUUUUCUUGCUAUUAAUGGAGCACUCCGUAAUCUCCAAUGGCCCCCCUCAGAACCAGCAGCACAUUUGCAAAGACGUCAACAGAGAUAAGGGGUGCGUGUUUUUUUUGUUUUUUUGGUUUUUUAUAGCUGUGGAAACAUAAGGUUUUCCUCUUGGUCGCUAAUUAGCCCACAAAGGUAUUGAGCCUAAAGCUUGGGCCUUAAUUAGCAUUGUACUCUAAUCAAAGGACUCUUUCCAAACUGCAUUUAUAGCUUCCUAAACUACGCAUAGUCUAUACAUAGAUGCAUAUUUUACCCCCAGCUGGCUCGAGAUUUAUUUGUUGUAAAUGCUGUAUAGGAUUUUUUUUCCCCCUUUCUUAUACCGGUUUGGGGUUUUGUUUUUUUGGUUGGUUGGUGGUUUUGUUGUUGUUUUGAUGGGUUUAUGCUGUUUUAGAGAAUAUGGAAAUAAUCCCGUAGCCUGCGCCCUCCUUCCCCCACUGGAACCCUGUGGCCCACAGGGCAUCACGGGACACUAGACAGUGGCAUCACCGUUGCAUUCCCAUUGGACUCACACACCUCCUGGAUGGUUUGGGGGUUGGGUUUGGGUUUGGGUUUUGCUUCUUUUCCAGAGUGUGGAAAGUCUACAGUGCUGAAGGGCUUUUAACCUGCCAGUUGAUUUGAAGUACUUUCCCCUGCGCAGGGCUGUAUGCAUCCUGCCAAGCUGCGUUAUAUUCUGUACUGUGUACAAUAAAGAAGUUUGCUUUCAGUUUAAUAA
This is a messenger RNA of Sorex fumeus (smoky shrew), 4150 nucleotides long. RefSeq names its product ETS variant transcription factor 5 (gene ETV5). The record is from RefSeq and is a predicted model, not a curated record. Gene Ontology annotation, molecular function: sequence-specific DNA binding; DNA-binding transcription factor activity, RNA polymerase II-specific. The transcript has 13 exons. NCBI's taxonomy places the organism in Eukaryota, Metazoa, Chordata, Mammalia, Eulipotyphla, Soricidae. Bases 259 to 1791 code for a protein of 510 amino acids. Gene Ontology annotation, cellular component: nucleus. Gene Ontology annotation, biological process: regulation of transcription by RNA polymerase II; cell differentiation.